CAGUCCGCCCCUGGCCACCAUCAAUGGGCACUAUUCCUCCCUUCCAGUCCGGAGACUUUCCCCCCCCCCCCCCCCCUUCCAGUCCGGACACUCCCCCCCCCCUUCCAGUCCCGGACUCCCACUCCCCCCCCCCCCUUCCAGUCCGGAGACUUCCCCCCCCCCCCCCUUCCAGUCCGGACACUCCCCCCCCUUCCAGUCCGGACACCUCCCCCCCCCUUCCAGUCCGGACACUUUCACCCCCUUCCAGUCCGGACACUUUCACCCCCUUCCAGUCCGGAGACUUCCCCCCCCCCCCUUCCAGUCCGGACACUCCAACCCCCCCCCCCCCCCCCCCUUCCAGUCCGGACACUCCCCCCCCCUUCCAGUCCGGA
Messenger RNA from Staurois parvus, 371 nucleotides. The record is from the annotation of a GenBank genome assembly. NCBI's taxonomy places the organism in Eukaryota, Metazoa, Chordata, Amphibia, Anura, Ranidae.